AUGACCCUCAAGGUCGAGGAGGUCCUGCACCACGAGAAGAGCAAGUACCAGGAUGUGCUCAUCUUCAAGUCCACCGACUAUGGCAACGUCCUCGUCCUCGACAAUGUCAUCCAGUGCACUGAGCGCGACGAGUUCUCCUACCAGGAGAUGAUUGCCCACCUUGCCCUCAACUCCCACCCCAACCCCAAGAAGGUCCUCGUCAUUGGUGGCGGUGACGGUGGUGUCCUCCGUGAGAUUGUCAAGCACGACUGCGUUGAGGAGGCUACUCUUUGCGACAUUGAUGAGGUUGGUCCCUGAACGCCAUAUAUACACCUAGAGCUCCUACGCAAUCUCUCCGGACCCAAUUGCUAAGCAGUAUCCGUAUACAGGCCGUCAUCCGCCUCUCCAAGCAGUACCUGCCUGAGAUGUCCAAGGGCUUCGACCACCCCAAGUCCAAGACCCACGUUGGCGACGGCUUCAAGUUCCUCGCUGACUACAAGAACUCCUUCGAUGUCAUCAUCACCGACUCCUCCGACCCCGAGGGCCCUGCCGAGAGCCUGUUUAAGAAGUCGUACUUCCAGCUUCUCCACGAUGCCCUGCGCGAGGGCGGUGUCAUUUCUACCCAAGGUUGUAGGUUCCCUUUUCUUUAUUGUGGAAAGUUGUGGGGUCCCUAG
Molecule: messenger RNA, 653 nt
Organism: Clonostachys byssicola
Lineage: Eukaryota; Fungi; Ascomycota; Sordariomycetes; Hypocreales; Bionectriaceae
Source: the annotation of a GenBank genome assembly